This is a messenger RNA of Zootoca vivipara (common lizard), 1108 nucleotides long. RefSeq names its product claudin-8-like. NCBI's taxonomy places the organism in Eukaryota, Metazoa, Chordata, Lepidosauria, Squamata, Lacertidae. Gene Ontology annotation, cellular component: bicellular tight junction; membrane. The record is from RefSeq and is a predicted model, not a curated record. Gene Ontology annotation, molecular function: structural molecule activity.
AAACUGGUCUGAAUUAGCAAGCGUUUCUGCAGAUGAUAGCUGCGCAAGCUGCUUGAGAAAGGCUUCUCUUCUGCAGGAGACCUGAACCUGCAAAAGGAACAAACACUCUAAACCCUGCACUUGAACAGAACAUAUCUGGAGCUCUGCUCUGGAAUGAAGAGAUGGCUGCUGCUUCUGCUGCUUUGCAGUUUGCUGGGCUGAUCCUUGGAGGCAUUGGCGCAGUUGGGACUUUCGCCAUCACGGGCAUGCCCCAGUGGCGAGUGACUGCUUUCAUCGAAAGCAACGUGGUGGUUUUUGAAACCUCCUGGGAAGGCCUAUGGAUGAACUGCAUACAGCAAUCUAACAUCAGGCUGCAAUGCAAGGUCUACGACUCCCUCUUGGCCCUGCCUCCUGACCUCCAGGCUUCAAGAGGUCUGAUGUGCACAGCUUCAGCCCUGGCAUUCCUUGCAUUUGCAGUUGCUGUCCUUGGCAUGAAGUGCACCAAAUGCACAGGAAAUGACGACAGAAUAAAAGGGUAUAUUUUGCUGGCAGGUGGCAUCACUUUCAUUGUGACUGGCAUCGUCGUGCUCAUCCCAGUGUGCUUCGUUGCCCACAACAUCAUCCGAGACUUCUACAAUCCAGCCAUUCAACUGGCUCAGAAGCGGGAGCUUGGUGAAGCCCUCUACAUAGGCUGGGUGUCUGCCUUCUGCCUCGUCGCCGGAGGAGCAAUUCUUUGCUGUUUCUGCCGUUGUGAAGAAAAAACCAGAAGCUAUCGAUAUUCAGUGCCUUCACAACGUACAGCCUUCCAGAGCCAUCGUACACCAAGAAGAGCUGAAAGUUCGUACACUAAAAGUCAGUAUGUUUAGUCUGCCUUUGGUUUAUUGUCUUUCCGAGGAAAGUAUCCUUUCUGAUCAAACUUGGAUUCUAGAAGAAACUCUGCUAGUACAGCACGCUGCGUACAAUGGAGCGAAAUCCAGGAAACUGCCUGUGACCUCUAAGACAAAGCAAGCUCUAGAACACAAGGGAACAUCUUCAGAUAUUUCAGAGCAGCAUCAGAAAUUCGAACUGAAUAUUGUCCAAGGUUUUUGUAUUUUUUUAUUAGCAUCUAUUAAGGGGAACGUGUUUUCAU